AUUUUUUUCAUUUAUAUAGGUUUAUUAACGCUUAUUUAUGUAAAGCUACUUUUCUCAAUAUAUAUUAUUAUUAUUAUUAUCUUGAUUAACCGUAUCUUUUCAGGUCAAGCGCACAGCUCGGUGGAACGGGCCGGACUUUUCGGCGGAGUAAAAUUCCGACUAUUGCCGGUCGAUGAGAAGUGUAAGCUUCGGGGCGACGUAUUGGCGAAGGCGAUUCAAGAAGAUAAGGAGAAGGGGCUUAUACCGUUCUACGUUGUCGCUACUUUGGGUACCACCGUUUCCUGCGCCUUCGAUCGUCUCGACGAAAUGGGCGUUGUGGCGAAUCGCGAGGACGUUUGGCUGCACGUGGAUGCCGCUUACGCAGGCUCCGCGUUCAUCUGUCCGGAAUACCGAUACUUGAUGAAAGGUAUCGAGCUGGCGGACUCGUACAACUUUAACCCGCACAAAUGGAUGUUGGUAAAUUUCGACUGCUCCGCUAUGUGGCUCAAGGACCCGACCUACGUCAUAAAUGCUUUCAACGUUGAUCCUUUGUACCUGAAGUACGAUACGCAGGGCUCAGCGCCGGAUUACAGG
Dinoponera quadriceps is the source of this 573-nucleotide messenger RNA. RefSeq names its product aromatic-L-amino-acid decarboxylase-like. The transcript is spliced from 3 exons. Gene Ontology annotation, molecular function: aromatic-L-amino-acid decarboxylase activity; pyridoxal phosphate binding. The record is from RefSeq and is a predicted model, not a curated record. NCBI's taxonomy places the organism in Eukaryota, Metazoa, Arthropoda, Insecta, Hymenoptera, Formicidae. Gene Ontology annotation, biological process: serotonin biosynthetic process; catecholamine metabolic process; carboxylic acid metabolic process. The annotation marks the transcript as partial.